Messenger RNA from Aureobasidium melanogenum CBS 110374, 1008 nucleotides. Its product is annotated as 4HBT like protein. The coding region runs from base 1 to 1008 and encodes 335 amino acids. The record is from RefSeq and is a predicted model, not a curated record. NCBI's taxonomy places the organism in Eukaryota, Fungi, Ascomycota, Dothideomycetes, Dothideales, Saccotheciaceae. The transcript has 3 exons.
AUGCAUGUUCUAGGAGUAGGACUCGCCCUUGGAAUCAGCGGCCUUGCUUUGGGAAUGAUGCCUUCUCUCCGCGAGGCCUUAACACGUUACACGGGCAUUUCAGCCCCUGGCGGUGUCUGGCGCAUCCUGGCCAUAUUCUUUGCACUGCUGAGCAUCAAGAGUCUGCCAUUUGUCUGGCAUUUCCGCGUCUUCAAAAACCUCAUCUGGCACCUCUACCUCCAACCCACUGAACUCACCAGAGCCCAACUCUUCGCUCCCGUCAUCACAACUUCGCACAAUUCAAUCAGCGAAUGCGACUACAACUUCCACAAGAGCAACUCGACCUACUUUGCCGAUUUCGACGUCAGCCGCGCCGCCUGUGUGGGUGCUCUUCUCAAGAAAUCCCUCGCGCGCUUGAAUGGCGGAGAUCUCACCGAUCUACCUGAAGAAGCCAAGAAGGUCAAGGGCUCAUACAUCAUGGCUCUAGGAGGCGUCGGCUGCGUCUUCAGAAAAGAAAUCCCCCCUCUCGCGAAAUUCGAAGUCUGGACACGUUUGCUGUCUUGGGACGACAAAUGGAUCUACACCGUCAGCCACAUUGUCAAGCGCGGAGCAAAGAAACCCUCAAACUACUUUUUGCAAUCCUGGAGAAACGGAAAGGGUGGAAAGCAGCAGAUGAAGGAGGGAGACGACAAGAUCAAGAGCAUUUACGCCACCAGUAUUGCGAAAUAUGUGGUUAAGAAGGGACGAUUGACGAUUGCGCCCGAAAUUGUGCUUAGGAGAUCGGAUUUGUUGCCUGAACGGCCUGCCAAUCAACCUGCCGUCACUACGCAAGGCGCGGAUACACCUACGCCUGAGGGAGAGAAGCCAUACAUGUCGAGCCCGGAGAACCUCAUGACUUGGAAAGAGGUCGAGGCAAAGAGACUCAGAGGCCUAGAAAUUGCCCAGCACUUUGAUGGUCUGACUGCUCUGCAUCAAGAGUGGAAUAUGGACGACAAUGUCAUUGGCGAGUAUGGAGACUUCUUCUGGUGA